AUGUGCCAGCAAGAAAAAUUUGAUGGAAGAAUGAUAAGUUUUGAGAAUAGAGAAAACAAAUGUAACUUGCCGAGAAGGUUGGAAACUCCUGCAUCCCCAUCAGCUAUGCCAAUCUCAACUUUGUCUAGCCCAGAAUCAACUGGAUCAAAUCUCGUUUGGUCUGAUGCGAACUCUAAUGAAGUUUUAAAUGAGUCUGAGCCAUUUUUAAUAACCACAAUUAAUGUGAGCUCUUCAUCAUCCAGGUUCAUCACACCUCCUCUUAAAAGAAGCCCCACAGAAUUGAUUCCAAACAAAUCGGCUGUGGAUUCUAUGGAAGUCGAUGAUCAAUCUGACUCCAGUUCACGGACGCAACGGCCGCUUUUCCAAGCACAGGACCACGAAGGGAUACUGCUUGAUAAUCAGGCUCAAUCUUCCACGAUUGCUAGUAGUUCAGCUUGGGUACAUCAGACAGCAAACAUGGACAGGAGACGUGCAACACCAAAUCGGCAACAUACAAAUGCAUUCUCUGAACCAAGGAUUUCAAACUCCCAUCCUUCAUUGACACCCAUUAAUAGAUCUCCACCUGCUGAUAUUGCUGUCACCCCGGUCCGACAAACGAGUCACAUCAACCCAAGUUCCAAACCAAAGUUAUGGGUGCGACCUUCUAAAAGCUCACAAAAUAAGCUCACAGAAACUUUAAGGAAACAAAGGGACACAAUGACCCCAGAGAACAAGGAUGAUGAUCAAAAUUCAUCUAAAGCUAUUCAGCAGCAUUUUCAAUACCUUGCGGGAGUUAACCGGGAAAAAAAAUCCUUCCCCCAAUCUCCGACUCAUGAAGAUUUGGAGAGUUUACCGGAACUUCCUGAUGGGACUGCACCCCUUGAUAACAGUAAUCUAGAAAAACACAUGAAGGAAGACCGCCGAGCAAAGCGAGCCAAUAAUGAUCUGUUCCUGGAUCGCCGGUACUGUUCGUCUGACGAAUCUGAUGACGAAGUCGUGGAAGAGGAUUGGGUGCGAGAUAUUCCGCUAUGGCAGAGCCGACUAGGAACUGCCUUAGUUGAGUACAUCGACAACGCUUAUCGUCAAUUGAGACAAGAAGAAAUUCCUAGACGCCCUGGAAGAAAACCAGGGAAACGCAAGACAUCUCAAACCGCGCCAGUUGUCUUCCUAGUGAUUGCUAUGAUUCCAGAUGGGUUGCUAGUCUCAACACUAAAGAACGCAAGGCCCUCAAAAUGA
Molecule: messenger RNA, 1215 nt
Organism: Melampsora larici-populina 98AG31
Lineage: Eukaryota; Fungi; Basidiomycota; Pucciniomycetes; Pucciniales; Melampsoraceae
Exons: 10
Coding region: 1-1215 (404 amino acids)
Source: RefSeq, a predicted model, not a curated record